Fusarium coffeatum is the source of this 447-nucleotide messenger RNA. RefSeq lists its product as uncharacterized. Gene Ontology annotation, molecular function: translation regulator activity; single-stranded RNA binding; zinc ion binding. Gene Ontology annotation, cellular component: cytoplasm. Lineage: Eukaryota; Fungi; Ascomycota; Sordariomycetes; Hypocreales; Nectriaceae. The transcript is spliced from 6 exons. The coding region runs from base 1 to 447 and encodes 148 amino acids. Gene Ontology annotation, biological process: positive regulation of cytoplasmic translation. The record is from RefSeq and is a predicted model, not a curated record.
AUGGAUUCUUUCCAGCAGCAACAGCAGCAGCAGCCCCGUGGCGCUUGCUACUCUUGCGGUUCUACCGGUCACCAGGCUCGCGACUGCCCCACCAAGGGUCCUGCUAAGUGCUACAACUGUGGUGGCGAGGGCCACAUGAGUAUGUUUCUUCCCAUUCUGGCGUGCUGUGGUGAGAUCGGCCACAUUGCCCGCAACUGCAACAAGUCCUCCUACGGUAACAACUUCGGCGGCGCUGGCGGUUUCGGUGGUGGUGCCGGCAAGACCUGCUACUCUUGCGGUGGUUUCGGCCACAUGUCUCGCGAGUGCGUCAACGGCAUGAAGUGCUACAACUGCGGCGAGUCUGGCCACUACUCUCGUGACUGCCCCAAGGAGUCCGCUGGUGGUGAGAAGAUCUGCUACAAGUGCCAGCAGCCUGGACACGUCCAGUCUCAGUGCCCCAGUAACUAA